Molecule: messenger RNA, 733 nt
Organism: Leptomonas pyrrhocoris
Lineage: Eukaryota; Euglenozoa; Kinetoplastea; Trypanosomatida; Trypanosomatidae
Exons: 1
Coding region: 173-733 (186 amino acids)
Source: RefSeq, a predicted model, not a curated record
GUUUACCCAGCCAGACGCGCGUCUCAACCGUUAGAUCUCAUUAGAGUUUUCGAACCAGCUCUUGUUGACGCUCGCGUUCUCUUCUGUGUUUUUUUUUUGGAUUCCUCUUCUAUAUUUCUGCUACCACGAAAGGGGCAUUUCAGUGUGAAGGUACAGUGAAAGGAGGAGACCCAUGUCAGCGCGUGCUUUCAUGGUCGAGGAGGAGUACGAGGACUUCACGGACGAUGUCCCGCUGAAGCUGCAUUCCGUGCUCGAGUUCCUGGAUGAUGUGAAGGCCGUCUCGAUGGACAGCACCACCGAGCAUCAACAGAUCUCCUCGAACGACUCAGAGAGCGAGGAGGACGUGCCGAGCGCGGAGUUCUUUAACUCGCUGCGCCUUACGCCUUUCAUCGCCGCCACCACCCAGCCCCACCCAUGCUACUGCCUCGAUAAGGCGAACUGCAUGUGCAACUUGUUUUCGCUGCCUCCCCUGCUGCCUCUCCGGCCUUCCACUCCUGCCGCAGUGGAGUACCGAGUCUUGUCCAGCAGCCCCCCCGCCGAGAAGGCAGCGGCGCCGACCAGAAUGGGGCUUUCCACCAGCACCACCGCGGCCGAGGGUAUGCAUUUUGUGCCCUUGCACCUCGCUGGUCUGCACCUCGCGAAGCUGCAGGGCGGGCCGCGAACGCUGACGACCGCCUCCUCGAGCACAAGCACGACGACGACGACGAUGACGACGACGUGUUGUCGAUGUUGA